AUAAGAAAUCUUCAAAUGUACGUGAAAAGUUGGAUUUAUACGAUACUUAUAACCAGUUUGGAGCAUUGUAAAAUUAGCAUUCCAAAUCGUAACCUACGACAACACGCUGUGUUCUGUAGAAAGUCUACGUAUGAGAGUGUAAAAGCAUACACCAUAACAACAACAACGAAACUUCAGUUUACUCUCCACCAUCUUUACCACAAAUUCAACCACAAUAAAAUAAACAACAAUAUGGGUAAUCCGAUCUGGUUCAUUUUUUGGUUUUUAGUUUUCUGGUUCAUUUCUUUCAUUGUGGCUGGUUUUUCUGCAUUCUGCUAUAUAAUACUGUAUGCGCUAGAAGUCAUCUUUAGUGGUUUAUCGGGUAUCAACGGCAUACUGUUGCAAGGCAUACAAUUUCCUCACUACUGCGCUCAAGCUAUGUUGGACUGCAAGUCUCCUUGCUAGAUGUUACUCUUAGAUAAUAAGAAAUUUUCAUUCUGAUCAUAUUUUUUUUGCAUUGCUUGUGUGUUUACAAAGCUUUAUAACCACAGCUUCACUUAAUACUUGGUUACGUGCAGUUACAUAUUUAGAGGCCAUUCAAUUAUUUAGAUCAAACAUUUUUCUACUCAGAACAAAUUGGUUUAAGACGUUUUUUGCUAAAAUAAAUAUAUUUAUGUAAAUAUUA
Rhagoletis pomonella (apple maggot) is the source of this 664-nucleotide messenger RNA. RefSeq lists its product as uncharacterized. The transcript has 3 exons. NCBI's taxonomy places the organism in Eukaryota, Metazoa, Arthropoda, Insecta, Diptera, Tephritidae. The coding region runs from base 16 to 444 and encodes 142 amino acids. The record is from RefSeq and is a predicted model, not a curated record.